This is a messenger RNA of Syngnathoides biaculeatus (alligator pipefish), 3991 nucleotides long. It is a transcript of the gene prodha, whose product is annotated as proline dehydrogenase (oxidase) 1a. The record is from RefSeq and is a predicted model, not a curated record. Bases 153 to 2036 code for a protein of 627 amino acids. Gene Ontology annotation, molecular function: proline dehydrogenase activity; FAD binding. Gene Ontology annotation, cellular component: mitochondrion. The transcript is spliced from 15 exons. Lineage: Eukaryota; Metazoa; Chordata; Actinopteri; Syngnathiformes; Syngnathidae.
GUUCUUCUUCUACGUCUAACAUCCGCCAGGCGGACGUGCCGUUAUCUUCGGAAAAAAAAAGGAGGACCCGCCCCCAUCUUGAAAAGAACAACAUUACGCAACUUGCCAAGUAAAAGCGGCAAAGGCGCUUCCCCUCGGCACAGACCAAAACAAUGUCGCGCGCCAACAAGAUCGUCUCCGCUUUGGUCCGGGCCAGCAAGCCCGGCGGGAUCCGCUCCCUCCCGGCCACGAGACGCACGUCCACGGCGGCGGCGUCCGCGCAGGAGAAGCGGGGCCGGGCGGCGGACGGAGGAUGCUCCGUGGUGGAGGCUGAGCCCGCGGAGCUCAUCAGCCCGAGCGGGAGCGGGAGCGGUCGCGUCCGCGACGGGGCGCGAGGCGGCGUCAGCGUGGACUUCGACAACACGCGGGAAGCCUACAAGAGCAAAGGCAACGUGGAGCUGCUCAGGAGUCUGCUGGUCUUCAAGCUGUGCGCCGUGGACGUCUUGGUGGACAAGAACAAGGAGUUGAUGGACCUGAGCAAGAAGGUGCUGGGCCGGCGGCUGUUCGAGAAGCUGAUGAAGAUGACCUUCUACGGGCAGUUUGUGGGCGGCGAGGACCACAACGCCAUCAAGCCGCUGAUCCGGAAGAACCGGGCGUUCGGCGUGGGCGCCGUGCUCGACUACAGCGUGGAGGAGGACCUGACGCGAGAGGAGGCCGAGAGGAAGGAGAUGGAUUCGUGUGUGUCUCAAGCGGAGAAAGAAAGUCCAGGCGCCGACCGCCGCGAGAAGAAGUACAAGGCCCAUCGGCGGUUCGGCGACCGACGCGGCGGCGUCAUCAGCGCCCGCACCUACUUUUACGCCGACGAGGUCAAAUGCGACAACCAGCUGGAAACGUUUAUCAACUGCAUCAAAGCCUCAGGAGGAGCUUCCACGGACGGCUUCUCGGCCAUCAAAUUGACAGCCCUGGGACGCCCGCAGUUCCUUCUCCAGUUUUCCGAAGUCUUGGUCAAAUGGAAGCAGUUCUUUAAGUUCUUGGCGGCCCAGCAGGGAAAAUCGGAAAUGACGGCUCUGGAACAGAAACUGGAGCCGGGGCAACUGAAGGAGAGUUUGACCAGUCUGGGUGUCGCUGCUAAGGAUGACAUCGAGAACUGGUUCACCGGGGAGAAGCUGGGACUCUCAGGAACUAUAGAUAUGUUGGACUGGAACAGUUUGAUCGAUGACACAACCAAAAUGUCCAAUCUGCUCAUGGUGCCGAACCUUGAGACGGGCCAGCUGGAGCCUCUGCUGAACAGAUUCACAGCGGAGGAAGAGCGCCAAAUGAAGCGAAUGCUGCAGCGGGUCGACAUCCUGGCAAACCACGCCGUGGAGAACGGCGUGCGGCUCAUGGUGGACGCCGAGCAGACGUACUUCCAGCCGGCGAUCAGCCGCCUGACCCUGGAAAUGCAGAGGAAGUUCAACACGGAGAAGCCGAUAAUCUUCAACACGUAUCAGUGCUACCUGAAGGAGGCCUACGACAAUGUGACGGUGGACGUUGAGCUUUCUCGGCGGGAGGGAUGGUACUUCGGUGCUAAGUUGGUCCGCGGCGCCUACAUGUACCAAGAACGGGCUCGGGCUGAGGAGAUCGGCUACGAGGACCCGAUCAAUCCCGACUACGAGGCCACUAACAGGAUGUACCACAAAUGUUUGGAGUACCUGCUGGAGGAUAUCGACCACUGUCGCAGGUCGAACAUCAUGGUCGCCACUCACAACGAGGACACGGUCAAAUUCACCUUGGAGAAGAUGAACGACAUGGGCCUUUCACCCACAGAGAACAAAGUUUACUUCGGACAGCUGCUCGGCAUGUGUGACCAGAUCAGCUUCCCGCUAGGUCAAGCGGGUUUCCCCGUGUACAAGUACGUCCCGUACGGCCCCGUGGACGAGGUCAUCCCGUAUCUGUCCCGCCGGGCCCAGGAGAACCGCGGCUUCAUGAAGGGCUCGCGGCGGGAGCGCAGCUUGCUGUGGAAGGAGCUCAAGCGGCGCCUGCUGGGCGGGCAGAUCCGCUACAAGCCCGUCUACUGACGUGGCGCGGGAACGCCGGGCGCCGGACCGCGUGACAACAAGGACUGGAACGCCGGGCGCCGUCUCGGGCCGGCGCCGGACCGCGUGACAACAAGGACACACUUUUUUUUUCGGUCAAACGCUCUUCAAUUUAGUUUCGAGAGUCACUUCCUGCUUGCCAAGUGAGUCCGCUACUUAAUAAAAUGGUGGCUCAUCAUUUGUCAAUUUUUAAAAUUUAGUCAUGUGAUCUGCAGCGGUUAUUAAAUUGCAUAUUUUAAAGUGAAAUCACGUCCUGUAAACUCACUAUUUGGCAAGUCGGAGGUGAUAUUUUUUUGGGGGGGUAACGCGUAGAUAAAUUAUUUUAUGUACUUUUAAAAACGGUUAGACAUUUUUUUUUUGCAUAGCCGUCACUCCAACAUGCCUUAAUAUUGUACGCACAAGAUUACUGCAGCAGGGAUUCGUACAUGGAAUAAUAUGUUGACAUAUGGCAUGUAAUUAUGGUGUUAUUAAUGGAUUUAAAUUGCGUAGAAACGUUGACUGUAUUUUAGUAAUAUUCGUGUAAUUUUUUCGGAGGUGUUACUUUUCACUUCAAGCUCAGUAGCACAAGACCCAACGAGAGGCACAUGACUACGCGAGAAAAAGCAUUUUUAUUUCUUCUUUUGUCGCAAUAAAUCGAGAGUAGUGGGACGAAAUCGAAAUGUAUGAGGAAGCGCUGCGACAAAGGCACAUCAUCUUUCUUUUCAAACUUUGUAUGCGCCUCUUCCAUCAUUUUAUUGUGGGUGGAUCUGAAUUCUGAGCAAUUGUAGCCUAAAAAUUCUAAAAACAAUAAUAAUAAUUAAAAAAAUAUGGUCAAUAAACUCCUGGAGUCAAUCAUUAUCUGAAACAACAUUAAGCUUCCGUUUUGUUACAUAUAUUGAAUGCAGCAGCAUUGUAUAGUGCAGAAUAGUACAGUACAGCAUAGUUUAUAACAUAAUAGUAACAAUAGUAGUAAUAGUAAUAAAACUGUUAUAGUGAAAACAGCUUACAUUAGGUAUGGAUGUUUGUAUAUUUGAAGAGAGUAUAGUAAUUAGUACGGUCGGGUACAGGACACCGGUAUAUUAUAGUUGAGAACACAGGUGUCAAACUCUAGGCCCGGGGGCCUGAUCCGGCCCGCCGCAUGAUUUUAUGUGGCCCACGAAGCUGAAUCGACGCUGUCAAUUUCUGUGAUUCUUGUAAAAAUGGGUACCAUGUAUCAGAAAUGACGUUGCGAUAUUACAAGCAUUUUUGUGUUAACAAACAUGAAUAAAUGCAAAAAAACCAUGACCCUUGAUUUCUGAUUCCAAAACUAGUUUGCAAAUUGACGAUGUAAAUAAGACGAUCCAAUAUUUUUGUUUCACAGUCAUAACGGCCCUCUGAGGGAAACCAGAACUUACAGUGUGGCCCGCGAGAAAAACGAGUUUGACGCCCCUGGUUAAUGUCACGAGCCUACGGGACAAGGGGUACCAAAUGCGGGACUUCGAGGCAGAGGCAUAAUGUUGAAUGUCAUUUAUUCCGGAAACUGGGUCAUACGCGGUGUAGCGUUCCGACAGAGGCACAGAAACGCUAGGCUAGGCUAGGCGGGGUCCCAAAGACAUGCAGCAAGGUCCUACGACUACGGGCCAAACUCGCGACUCAACAGAACAGUAUCCAACAAAAGGGCACAGAAUCUCUGAGACUGUUACUCUAACUUUCGCGUUGAACAGUUGAGUCCCACAGGCAGUGAAUGCAACUGACUAACGCAGAGCAACGAACUGGCAAAAACUCCCAACUUAAAUGCCCGUCGUUCCCGUAAAGAAGUAUUGAGACAAUCCCCAAGUGGGGAGGACGAUGAGGGAGGGGCGAGUACUUCACCGUCACCGAGCGGCAGCCAAUCAACGAACGUCCACGGGGACGAGGCAGGAUCCCUUGAGGCGCUUUCUCGACCGGCAACGCUCAUCUGCAGGUAAACGCACCUCUAC